AUGCCGUUCGUCGUGAGAAAAAUCGAGCCGCGAUACGUUGGCCGUGGGCACGUGCCGCAGGAUGCAACGACAGCGGAAACAUGGCCAGUUGGUGCAGAAUUGGGUGCUGUAUCAAAUGGCACAUUGGCAAGUACACUGAAACAACUUGCUUCGUUAUUAUCUGUUGCCGAGGAUAUAUUUGGCGAGUUAACGGCGGAAUUGACGAGUGUAGCAGACAGGAGUGGCGUACUCAGACGAAGAAUCGAUCGACUCGACGAUCGAUUAGCGGGCAUCGAUCCAAAGAAAAUACCAGUUCCGGAAUCCGACAUAUGCACAUUUGCACUGAGAAAGGAGCACUUCAAAGCGUCACGAGAGCCAAUAACGGGUAUCUUUGCGUCUGUUACGAGGCCCCGUGCACUCCAAGAAUUGUACGAUGCAGCAGCAGCAGUUGCUGUACGAAAUUUGGAUAGUCUCAGAAGAGAGAAGGAUGGGAGUUCCAUGGAAAUGUAUCUGUGCACUCCAGUGCUUGGAAAAAGGAGAAGAGACCAGAGUCUGGACAUUGAGUCUAGAGUGCCCGCGGUUUUGGAGGAUUUGAGGAGGUGGACGUCCAGUGAAGCUCUCGGGGAUAUCACGGUUGCACCAGACUGUGCGUCGAGAAUACUCCAGGACCAUGAUACGGAUGAUGCUGUUGAUCAUAAAUUGCCGAGUCCAGAGGAGCAGGUUCAGGCGAUCGCGCUAAAAUUCCCAGCGGAAAUAGUAGCGGUAGAUGUGAGUGGUCGUGGUUUCGAGAGAAUGUCCAUGAGAAGGAGAUCCUUGCUAUCCGCACGGGCAACAGGUGAAAAUCAGGAUGCAAGCGUGAAACGUAGAUCACGACCGCGCAGGCCACGGGGAAAAAGACGAAAUACGAUAGCUGGAACGGACAGAAAGGAGAUUCGUCGAGCAGUUGGAGAAGAGUCGACGGCGAACGAAGCUGACGCUUCGGUUCGAGAGGAUGAGAUUAUAUCUCAAGACUCCCCAGGCAGAGCUCACCGUUCAGCAAGUACAGAUAUACUCGGUAAAAAGGAGUCGCCAACUGAGAGAAAAUGGCACUUUGACACAUUGAAAGCUUGGGGUAUGUCGCGACUAAAGUUAAUAAGCCCAAAACAAGAUGAGAAUAAAAUUGAAAAUAAUUCCCACGAGUUGCAUGGGCCAUGUGACGACACAAACGUAUACGAAAUGAUAACGACCCAGCGUAGAAAGAGGGAUAAAUCGCACGAGAGAAAACCGAGUUCAUCGAGCUCAAGUGGUAAGAGUAUAGCAUCGAGUAUUGCUGUUUCGAUACCGGUGCCAGAGAGGCCAGUAAAAUUGCGCGAAUGUGCCGCGCAAAAAAGGGAGAGGAGAAAAGGUGGAAAUAAUCGUGAUGAUCCACCACACUCGAGUUCUGGUAAUUGGAGUGCGUCGUCAGAGAGCGGUAGAGCGAGUAUAGGAAGUGAAACAACGACUAAUCCACCGAGAUCAACCACUACAACGUCCACUGGGACCUGUUCGAUGUCAUUGAGUCAUGCCAGAAGAUUACGGGGAAGGGACACUUCGACAUCGUCAUCUGUGACGUCCGAGGGUACCCUGACGCCGGAUAUUAUCCAGGACAUUGGGGUAAUGCCAUUCUCCGAUGAUGGGGAGGGAGAGGGAGAGACUUGCUCUAUUUAUUCGUGUGAUACUGAGGGCUAUUACACGUCAUUUCACAUGGACUCGGGGUUGAAGACACUCAGGGAGGAGGAGACAGUACCCCAGACCCCGUUGACUAAGUCCAACGAAGUCAGUCCUGAUUCGGUGUCACCUCUCGUGGAGAACGAGUAUGAGCUGUUUGGGAGGGGAUCCACCUCGACUACUACUAGUUCAGCGGGAACUGUUUGUACUACUCUUCUGGCACCACCGCCACCGGAGAGGAAAUCGAGUCUUACUGUUGUUGCCAUGGUUCAUGGUCAGAAUAAAAACGGCGGAGAAUCCCCGGAUAGUGGACAUAACACAUCCUCAUCUCCAGUGGAAUCAGCAUCGAGUCCAGCCUGCACAGCAAGAUCAUGCUCAGAACUUGAGUAUUCAGAAUCGAGUGAUCUCGAGGGUUGCGAGAGAAUCGAGAGAAUUCGUUCUAAAACAGCAAUAAAUACGAGUAGAAUUCCGUCCAUGUGUGUGAUAACACCUCCAGGAUCUGACGAUGAGAACAGUAAGGAGACACCUCAGGAGUCACCGUCGAGUAAAAAAACCGAUAAUAUGGAGAUAAAGGUGAAUAGCCCUGAUGCCCCUGGGGCUGUCCUCAUGUCAGCAACAGUUGGAACAUCGAAGAUGGAAGUGAUCAACGGUCAGGACAAGAAUCUCUACGCCACUGUUCAAACGAUCGAUCCUAAGGCUAAAGAGGCACCAUCUGAGAGGACACACUUCAAGACAAGUCCACUCAGUGGAAUGCUGGAUAGAAUUCGCGGCGUUCUGCCACUGAGUCGCAAGCAACCAGGAAAGACUGAAAAUAUUCCACAGACGCAAAAUGCCUGUCAUGACUCUGGCGACUAUGUUACCAUAGCCGACGUGAGGAAUAAUAAUGACAAGGGAUGUAAUGCUAAUCAAUUGAUCUAUUCAAAUGGCGAAUUAUUCGAGCAGGAUCGUAGAGACACUGAGUACGUCAGUCUGACUGAAUUACCUAAGAAACCGGAUUCUUCGCUGGAGAGGAAGCGUCAGGGUGCUAGAGUCACUCUGGACUCGGAGGGAAAAGUUGUUUAUUCGUCGGACAGUCUCAAGAGGCGAAAGGGAACACACACGACGUUCAAUCCUGGUCCAUUCGUGAAAGAAACGCCUUCAGCAUCAUCACCGGCGGCCUCCCCAAUGUUCCGACGAGCCCAACCUCAAAUCCGCGCUGUAUCAACAAAACAAUUGGACCGUACCCCAACCACACGAUCCGGCAAACUUGUGAUACGCGCUGGAAAGAGUCCCGAGCGUGCAACUGAAAAAAUCGAACGUGAACAAAAGCAAACACGUGGUGCCUAUGUCAACGUGCAGAGCGAGGAAGAUAAUGCGUUGCUUGCCUUUUCGUCGGAAUCAGCAUCGUCACAGGCUAGUUUACAAUUUCCACCGCCGUAUAUAUCACCUCCUCAGCCUCAGGAUUGGCGACUACGCCAAGAAGAUAACAAUAAAUCAAGUGAUAAAGAUUCGCAGGAAUGCCAGAACCACUCACAUCACCGUAAUAUUACUCAUCAGGGACUAGCACACGAUCCAAGACACUUUAUUGGUAGAAAACCAGUGUUUACACCGAAUCAAUAUUACACACUGCCAAAUCGGAAACCCCAGAGGGAAAUAAGAGAUCCGAUUCGAUGUGUUACGCCAGACAUCACCAGGGGACUUGGCAAACAUCAGAAUAGCCCAGUGGUUUGUGAUCGUAAAAAUUUACAUCAUAAUGGACAGAUCAUAUCGGCUCCUGUGGACUCACGAAAUAGGUUCUUCGCACCACUGGGAUUGAGUGCUCGGGGCUACCGAUUCUUCGCCUCAUCCCCAGUUGACCACCAUGAUCGGUCAACGAUCGAUAAUCUAAAUCACUCCACCAUAUCGCCAGUACCGACUAAACCAUCAGCAAAGUCAAAUCCCACCGUUGCGCAGAGAUUAUCAACACUUGCUGGUAAUCCAUAUGCCUAUUCCACACCAACACUCAGUACCAAAGAGCCCUACAGCGAUUCUGCGUCUGUGGCAUCGUCUUCUGGCAGAACAACACCGACCAAUGGGUUAAUAUCACCCAGCAGGAGUACUAUGUCGAAUGAAGAAUUGUUUACAGCCAUUCAUAAAUCAAAACGAAAGCUCAAUAUUAGGAAUGAUGGAGAGACUUUGAGUGAUAGCACAAAGAGUUUGGAUAGGCGAUUCAGUCAGACUGGGACGAGGCAUAGUUGGAGUCCUGAGUCUGCCAGUGCUCCUGAGGUUCCGCCGACGGUUUCACCCCAGUCAUCAACUUCAAGGAUGGACUUCAAACGUCUUCUCCUCCAACAAAGUACGAAGAUGGGUCCCAGUCGGCUCUCAGCAGCGGAGCAGUUAAAGCUGUCCCGUCAACAGUGUCAACAGCAGUACCAGCCUCGUAGUCAGCAGCCACCUCCACCCCAGCCAUCCCUCGCAAGGGCUCUGAGCCCCAGGUCAGUCUGGCGAUUCCAAACUCCUCGAAGUGAUGUUCUCUCCUCGACGAUUGUCGAGGACGCAGCUGCCGAGGAACGAGCCAUGGAAUUAUCGCCAGAGAAUCAAGUUCACAAUGUUCAUGGAAGACUGAGAACUAGGAGGCAAUUGGACUUGUGUCCAAUAUCUCCGAUUCAAAGGCCAAUCAAUCCUGUAUCAAUCACUCGUUAUUCUGAAAUAGCGACCAGGAAUUUUGGUAAUGAUAAUCGAAUGAAUUCCCCAAGAAGUGCAGAUUCAUAUGCAGAAUCUGAAUCACGUAGAGCGAAAAAUCAACGCGCAAGAGCUGAAUUCUUAGCUGGAGCAUCAUCAACAAGUAGCGAUGAACAUCAUACGGGAUUCAGAGCACGUUCUGAAUCACCUAGGCAGCCAUCAGGAAGUACCAAGGGUGUGGCGAGAAGCCCCAGUGCUCCAACUCUCGAAACUGCACUUUAAAUUUCAUAUGUUAUAUCAUUCAACAAAAGUUCAGGAGAGAAGUAGUAGAGGGAGAUGAGGAAAUUGAGUUACAUGAAUUUUUUUUUAUGAAAAAAAAUGGAAUACGAAAAUUUGAUGGGAAGUAUUACAUACGUAUUUUUUUCAUUUGAAGAAUAAGGGAAAGUCGAGAAGUCAGAGCUAAUUAUAAUGUAGACGUUUUCUAUGGUCUUCAUUUCUUGAAUUUCGACGAUUUAUGAAAAUUUAAAAAUAUGUAUCGGAUAUUUGUCAUCCAUUUUUUAGUGGUAUAGAAAAAACGAUGAGGGUUAUAGAAAAAUCAAAAUCUAGUGAUUCUUUUCUAUUAUAUUUUUCAAUUAAGAAAAAAUGGAAUACGGAAAUUGGAUGAGAAAUACAACAUACGUAUUUUUUCGUUUGAAGAAUGAGGAAACGGCGAGAAGUCAGAGCUAAUCAUAAUGUAGACGUUUUCUAUGGUCUACAAUUUCGUGAAUUUCGAUUAUUUCUAAAAAUUAAAAAUUAUGUAUCUGAUAUUUUUCAUUCAGUUUUUAGAUCCAAAAUUAGGAAAGUUCCAUGCAAAAUUUCGAUUUUACUUGACAGUCGGGUUUCCGGAAAUAAGGAUCAAAGGGGUGUAGUAAAGUUUGCAAAGGAUACGUGCGACAAAAUCUACUAAAAAAUUCUAGAGAAUCCCACGGGGAAUUUGAAAACAAUUUUCUAUAGAAAUUAUUCAUAUGUAAUACCACAAGAU
Molecule: messenger RNA, 5326 nt
Organism: Diachasma alloeum
Lineage: Eukaryota; Metazoa; Arthropoda; Insecta; Hymenoptera; Braconidae
Gene: gukh
Product: serine-rich adhesin for platelets
Exons: 10
Coding region: 1-4587 (1528 amino acids)
Source: RefSeq, a predicted model, not a curated record